This is a messenger RNA of Zea mays, 3351 nucleotides long. RefSeq lists its product as uncharacterized. The transcript is spliced from 6 exons. Bases 979 to 3159 code for a protein of 726 amino acids. NCBI's taxonomy places the organism in Eukaryota, Viridiplantae, Streptophyta, Magnoliopsida, Poales, Poaceae. Gene Ontology annotation, molecular function: protein binding. The record is from RefSeq and is a predicted model, not a curated record.
GAGUCACCUGCUGUCCAAGGCUCCAAGCACCCGCCAAUCGGCCGCUGCCGAACCCGCAACCGGAACCUGCCUCCAGGCUGCUUCCACCGGGCGAGGGCGAGGGCGAGGCACACGCCGCAAACCGCAGUAACGCACACGCCGGGGCACGCCGCACGGCACACAACAAACAACGUGCCCUCGUAAGCGUCUCCUCGGCUCGCCUUCUCAUCUGCUCCUAUUGGAUUUUGCGGGGCUGGGCGUGAGCGUGUGGGCUCUUGUAGCGGGGGAUCCAUGAGCAGCCAACCCUAGCUUGCCUGGACGGGAACUCUCUACAGCUGUCUUUCGCGAUUCUCCUCGGGCGUGGGUUUUGUUGCAGGAGGUGUUUCAAGCUGCAUUGAGCCACCGUGCCCGGAGUUUCCUGUCUCUUAGUCCUUCGUUCAGUUGCGGAUUUCUUUGCUGCGUUCUGGAGUGGAGGAUCGACGUGCUCCUUUCGUGGCUGUUUGAUGCUUGUUGAGUUCGAGUAGGUUCGUAUUCCUGGUUCGGAAUUCAGUAAGGUCAGUUUCUCGCUGCUUGGAACUUGAUCCGAGGUGUUAGUUUAAUUUCUGAGAUAUGAUCGGGAGGGGAUCAGCGGUGCUGCAUUUUCUCGGGAGAUUGUACGGCGCGCCCGAAUCCUGCUCUGCACUGCUGUUUCCUGAAGUGCAAAGAGUGGGUGUCUAUUGUCUUGUUGCAAUGCAACUCAUGUGCAUAUCCAGUUCUCUUUCUGUCCCUAAUGACUUGUUUGUUUUCGGGGGUAUGGUUGCCAUGGUUGAUUGCGAUAUAUGGAAAUGGAGGGUGGAAUUUAUCUCUCUACUAUCUGCUGUGUAGUGGGCCAUUGCUGCUGUUGACACUCGACGGCCCUGCAGUCUACCUGGUUCUAUUGUGCCCCGACAGAAGAUCCUGAGAGCUAGAGCUGUUUUUUUCCCUACAUAUAGUUAAGUUAAAUUAUCUGCACAGCCGAAGAUGUCCGCGAUCAUGUUAUGUACCUGCAGCGGGGACCAGUCCAAGUUUGAAGAUCUUCCUAGAUCGCCAGAAUCUCUUGCAACACGUGACUUUUCAGCGAAUUGCUCUUCUUCAAAGAUGGCAAGUCGAGAAACAACUCCUGAUGACAGCCAAGUAAAUGAAGUAGAAUCAGACCUAAAAGAAACCCUUUCACUAAAUUAUGAGGAGGCUCGAGCAUUGUUAGGUAGACUGGAACAUCAGAGAGGGAACUUUGAUGCAGCAUUGCAAGUUCUUCAGGGGAUUGAUAUAAGAAGCCUGAGACCACGAAUGACCACUGCUAUUGCUGAAAGUGUCAAGCCUAGAAUGCCCCCACGCUCUUCAAGACGAAAAUCUUCACAAGUGAACGGAAUGCUUAUGCAUAUGUCCAUGCAUUCUGUAAGCUUGCUUCUAGAGGCCAUACUGCUUAAAGCAAAAUCUCUGGACACCCUUGGUAGAGCAGCAGAUGCUGCAGAAGAAUGCAGAACCAUCAUAGACAUUAUAGAGUCUGCAUGGCCAUAUGGUGUUCCGGAUGGUACUUCUGAAGAGUGUAAGCUAAUAGACAUAUUCCAUUCGGCUCUAGAAUAUCUUCCUAAACUGUGGAUGAGGAGUGGUUGUUUUGAUGAAGCCAUCAUCGCAUACCGCAGAGCUCUUGCAAAGCCAUGGAAUCUAGGUUCUCAAAGGUCCGCCAAAUUGCAAAAAGAGUUGGCAGUGAGUCUGUUGUACUGUGGCGUUGAAGUGAAGUUCCCUCAAGAAUUUUCUCAGGAAAGGAAUCUGGUAACCCCUGGGAACAACUUAGAGGAAGCAAUUUUGUUAUUACUCAUGCUAACAAGAAAGCUAUUUCUCCGAGAAAUACAAUGGGAUCCUGACCUUGUGAAUCAUUUGGUGUAUGCACUCUCAUUAUCUGGGCACUAUGAAGUUUUGGCCAGCCAUCUUGAAAUGCUGUUGCCUGGAACCUAUACCAGAUCAGAGAGAUGGUAUAUCCUUGCACUUUGCUACAGUGCAGCUGGCAUGGAUGACAGUGCGUUAAACAUCAUAAGGAAUGGUUUUUCUGUACUGGAGAGAAAGGGAAAGCCUCAUGUUCCAUCUCUUCUUUUAGGAGCAAAACUAUGUUGUAAGAACCCAAAGCAUGCUUCCGAAGGGAUAAAGUUUGCAAAUAAAGCCAUGAAGUCUUUCAGAAGUCGUGAUCUGCAUUUCAUCAGCACUACAAAACACUUUCUUGGUGUUUGUUAUGGACCUUUUUCUAGGUCCUCCACCUCAUACUUGGACAAAUCGAGACUGCAAGAUAAUGCACUGAGGCUGUUGCAGGAUGCUGCCACAACAGCGAAGUAUAAUCCUGAAAUAAUGUAUAGCCUAGCUUGGGAAAAUGCGAUGCAGCGCAAACUCAAUGCAGCUGUUGAAAGUGCAACAGAAUGUCUUGAGAUGGUGAUGGGUGGUUCUGUUAGUGCCUGGAAGUUACUAAUUCUUGUAUUAUCUGCACAGCAGAAUUUGCAAGAAGCUGAAGCAGUAGCAGAUUUUGCAAUGGACGAGGCUGAGAAAAAUGAUCAGUUGGAUAUUUUGAGACUGAAAGCACAAAUUCAAGCUUCCCGUGGACAGUUCAAGUCUGCAGUUGAAACUUUUCGGGUUUUGCUUGCUGCUAUCCAAGUAAAGAAGGAAGUCUGGAAAUUGACCACUUGUAAUGAGGUUAAAUGCCUACAAAAGUUGGAGAUGGACGCAUGGUUAGAUUUGGCAUCAAUCUAUUCAAAGCUUGAGGCAUGGCAUGACUCAAACAUCUGCCUUGACAAAGCUAUAUCCAUUGAUUUCUAUUAUCCCAAGUGUUGGCAUGUCAGAGGUCUUCUAUUGGAGGCUCAAUUCUUGCACAAGGAAGCCCUGAUGGCAUUCUCUUUCGCGCUAUCAAUUGACCCAGAUUACGUCCCGGGCAUGGUUUGUAUGGCAGGAAUUCUCCGAAAUAUUGGAGGGGAUUCAUUAUCAAUUGCAAGAACUUACUUGCGCAAUGCCCUCCGUUUAGAGCCUACAAACCACCGUGCCUGGUUGAGUCUUGGGCUUGUCCUGAAAGCUGAAGGAUCGCUGCAGGAGGCCGCGGAUUGCUUCCAGGCAGCAUAUGAGCUUAGAGAAUUAUCACCAAUUCAGGAUUUCUCUGAGCAACUCCCGAUCAUGCUGCAUUAGGAAUCUAUAGCAAAGGAGUUCACAUUUUUUGUGGAUUUUCCCCAUAGUUGUCUUAGUUAUUAACUUAUCCCUUGCAAAGGUAGGAAACAUAUGUUUUUGUGAAUGUAAAUUAGUCCACUUUUGUUCGUGAGGAAAUUUACUCGCUCUUGAAAACAUCAAAGUUAUAUAACUUACUAGUACAAUUGAUACGAA